CGCCCCCGCCAGCUCCUACCCAAGCCACGCGCGCGGCUGCCUCGGCGCGUUCCCAGACCCUUUCCCGGCCUCGCGCGCCCCCGCCCCCGCCCCGCGCGCCGCUCCCGGGUCCCCGCCCCGUCCGGCGUGCAGGGCUCUGGGUGUGGCCGCCGUCUCGUGUGGCAGAGCCUGUUCCCGGUUCGCUCCCCGCAGCCCAACGGCAAGCAGCAGCGCGGUGGUGGCAGCCCGGCUCCAGUUCUUCACGUGAGACUCCUGAGGAAAACAGUCACAAAGGAUGAGCGAACUGGAACAGCUGCGGCAGGAGGCUGAGCAGCUGCGGAAUCAGAUCCAGGAUGCCAGGAAGGCCUGCAAUGAUGCCACGCUGGUUCAGAUCACGGCUAAUAUGGACUCUGUGGGCCGAAUACAAAUGCGAACCAGGCGCACGCUCCGCGGCCACCUCGCUAAGAUCUACGCCAUGCACUGGGGCUAUGAUUCCAGGCUACUAGUCAGUGCGUCCCAAGAUGGAAAAUUAAUUAUUUGGGAUAGCUAUACGACAAAUAAGAUGCAUGCCAUUCCGCUGAGGUCCUCCUGGGUGAUGACGUGUGCCUAUGCCCCGUCUGGGAACUAUGUUGCCUGUGGAGGCUUGGACAACAUCUGCUCCAUAUACAACCUGAAAACUCGAGAAGGGAAUGUGCGGGUGAGCAGAGAACUGCCGGGGCACACAGGCUACUUGUCCUGCUGCCGAUUCUUGGACGAUGGACAAAUCAUUACAAGCUCAGGAGACACGACCUGUGCAUUGUGGGACAUUGAGACGGGGCAGCAGACUACAACCUUCGCAGGACACUCGGGUGAUGUGAUGAGUCUCUCACUGAGUCCUGACUUGAAGACCUUUGUUUCUGGUGCUUGUGACGCGUCUUCAAAACUAUGGGAUGUCCGAGAUGGGAUGUGUAGACAGUCUUUCACUGGACAUAUCUCAGACAUCAAUGCUGUCAGUUUCUUCCCAAGUGGAUAUGCCUUUGCCACUGGCUCUGAUGAUGCCACUUGCCGGCUCUUUGAUCUCCGUGCAGACCAAGAGCUGCUGCUGUAUUCUCAUGACAAUAUCAUCUGCGGCAUCACUUCUGUGGCCUUCUCAAAGAGUGGGCGCCUCCUGCUGGCCGGCUAUGAUGACUUUAACUGCAGUGUGUGGGAUGCGCUGAAAGGAGGUCGGGCAGGUGUCCUUGCUGGUCAUGACAACCGUGUUAGCUGCUUAGGUGUCACUGAUGACGGCAUGGCUGUGGCCACCGGCUCCUGGGACAGUUUUCUUAGAAUCUGGAAUUAACAGUGUCAUAUUUUCUGUUCUCCGAUGGUUAUUUGGAGAAAUCCAUGCUACAGCCUAUAGCUAUGAGAAAAACUCUACCUUCUAUUUGAGGAUGAAGAUGUUUCUAUUGAAAUGACUACACACAAAAAGAAGCUUUCAAUAAACUACAACCAAACGGUGUAAAAGAAACAAUCAAGAUUAAGGUCCCUUGCUGAGGUCGAAGGGCCGGGGUAUUAGCUGAGCAGUUGUGUUGACUUUAUCCCCAACAGACUCGCUUGUGCUGGUUUUCUGUAGAUUAGAAUAGGCACUCGUUAGCAGAUGACCAUUGUGUUUGCAUUUUGUCAGGGACUCCCCUUGAACUCUGUAUAUAUAAAGACGUCACAUUUUAAAGUGUUAUGGAAGAGCCAGGACUCAUGAUAGGCAGAAGUGAUAUUGUAGAUAUAUGUGCUGUCUGAAGGAGUCCCCUUAGGUUCUGACGUUGCAUUUUAGAGUCCCUGCCAGCUUCAUGACUAGGAGGCUGAUAGGUGAGGUGACUCUGAGGGGCAAGUGGCUGUUUCACGCAUUCUUUGCCAGCUAGGAAUCUAAGUAAGUUUUCCUUUUGAGUCUUUGCGGGGGCAGGGAAUGUGAAGGCCAGGGGGUAAAAAUUUCACUUUGACACAGGAACACAUUGAAGUGUCAUUACAGUUUAUUAUUAUAUUAAUAACCAGUAGAUACUGGCAUAUAAAUUUGGUAUUCUAAAAGGCUGAGCCCUUUGGACCUUUGGAUCUUGCUGUUAAUUUCACUUUCAGAAACCAAGUGUAUAGAAUAUACUAGUAUUUCCGGUUUGACAAAACCUGACUUGUCCCUGUAUCUGAAGACUUUUGCCCAGCAUUCUUUGUAAUAGGUAGGAAACUGUCUCACCUUUCACAUUCUUAAGAAACGUAAACUCAUCCACCCCACUGGCACUAACUUAUCUGUAGUAAGAUGGCUUCAUGAGUCCAGUGUCAUGUCCAGUCUGAAUUGGUCUAAGUGAUCUGCACCCUUGAACUUCUGCUUUCCCAAUGGUGGUGCUGCAGAAGGAAUCCAGGGCCUGGUGCCCGCCAGCAGCUGCUCUGCACCCCCAGCUCCUCUGAUGGAUGUGCUCUGCUGCCGUGUAGUGCUGUUCUCCAUAGCAUGACACACUUGUUUCCAAGUAGCUGACUGCAGGCUGUCUGGAGCUGAACCCUCGAGCCUAAAGCAUUGUUUCAGAGGGGUUCAGCUCGCAGCAAGCUGUCCAAUUACUCAGUAAAGUGUCUGUCUUGGGCUGUCCUGCCUCCAGACUGAACCAAGAUGCCUCUCCUCUUGUUUUCUCCUGCAGUUUAAAUGACUGACAAUAGUUAAGUCUUGCUGGGUGCUGCCUUCAGGGGUUACUUGGAUGUAUACAAACAUACUGUUUUGUAAGUCGGCAACAUGUAAGUUGCUGUUUAGCAGUUUCAUUGUUAAAGCUGAGCACCUGUAACUGUAACCUUAAUACUCCCAAACUGUUUCUGUGACUUUUCAUCCUUAUACUGUGAAGGUGCCUAUGUAUGUAUCCGCCGUGAUAAAAUCAGCAUCCCUGAUAUUAAGGUCAGUUGCUCUUAAGAGACUACAGUGGACAGAGCCUCCUCCCACACUUCAGGGCUGGACCUGAGUGGGGCAGAAAGGGAAUAAAAGCAGACACCCAGACACGGAAAGAUGGGGUCAUGUAGACAGGGCUCUCCUAUGGAGAAACUGCAGCUCCCAGGAGGGACUUUGUUACAUGGAGUAGCACAGAGUUGGUGCCUACUGUAUACAGAUGAACAAGGAGGCCGCCUUUAUGGUGUGCAGCUGGAUCAAGGAGACAAGGAUAGCUAAUCUCUGUAAGAGCAGCCUCUGCAGGGAAACAGUCUGGAGGCUGCAAACAUUGGGGGUAGGGAGGAGUGCUAUGGUGGACCUUUCUACAUAGUCCAUCAGCAUUCAUACUCAAGCUGGGAGGGCUUUGACGUUCUCGCACGGGUCUGAAGCAAGGGUCCUUGACACAGCAGGCCCCUGUUAACAGCACACCCGCACUCAGGGCUUCCUUUGCUCCCUUCAGGAUAGAGGUGAACGGAGAUACAGUACUGAAGAGAAAUAGACCACCAAUGGCAGGUGUGAAUGUGUACCUUAAUCCUUAGUUUCUGGGACGUCUUUGCUCUAUUUGUGAACUAGGGAAGGUCACUUCGUAAAACGUAGCUCUCUGAAAUAGGGCACAACUUACUUAAAAAUAGAGAAGCUGGACAGUGGUGGGAUGGAGUCUAGGCUUGCUUGGGCCUGUUGCCUGGAAAGCACUCUACCACUGGGCUACAUCUGCAGCCUGCCCCACCCACCCAAGCCAGAGGUGAAGCACUGAUGAAAUCACUCCCCGAAAAGGGUGUGUGUCUAAGUCUGCUGUGUGGCUCCGAAGUCAUCCCAAACUGCUCAAAACAGCACUUAUAAUAUGUAUUUUAAAAUGGGGCUAGUGGUUAAAACCUGGGGUAAAGUAUUUGAAGCACAAGGCCCUGGGUUCAGUCCUGAGCUGUGUGUGUCGGUCAAACGUCAUACUAAAGAAAUUCUAUGGCCCUAAAUGUUUUAAAGUGGAAUUUAGGGCUGAAGAGUUGGCUCAGCAGUUAAGAGCACUUGCUAUUCUUGCAGAGAAC
Messenger RNA from Onychomys torridus (southern grasshopper mouse), 3927 nucleotides. It is a transcript of the gene Gnb4, whose product is annotated as G protein subunit beta 4. Bases 275 to 1297 code for a protein of 340 amino acids. The record is from RefSeq and is a predicted model, not a curated record. Gene Ontology annotation, biological process: G protein-coupled receptor signaling pathway. The transcript has 10 exons. Gene Ontology annotation, molecular function: signaling receptor complex adaptor activity; protein binding. Gene Ontology annotation, cellular component: heterotrimeric G-protein complex; cytoplasm. NCBI's taxonomy places the organism in Eukaryota, Metazoa, Chordata, Mammalia, Rodentia, Cricetidae.